Molecule: messenger RNA, 1197 nt
Organism: Poeciliopsis prolifica (blackstripe livebearer)
Lineage: Eukaryota; Metazoa; Chordata; Actinopteri; Cyprinodontiformes; Poeciliidae
Product: P2Y purinoceptor 14-like
Exons: 3
Coding region: 1-1092 (363 amino acids)
Biological process (GO): G protein-coupled receptor signaling pathway
Cellular component (GO): membrane
Molecular function (GO): G protein-coupled purinergic nucleotide receptor activity
Source: RefSeq, a predicted model, not a curated record
AUGUCUGCACCAGGGUCUGUGACCACAGGAGUCAGUAACGCCUCACUUCCCAACCAGAGCACGACCAAUCCAGUCUGCUGUGAACAUGAUGACAGAUCAACUGAUCUCGUCUUCAUCCUAGUCUACAGUGUGCUCUUUUUGGUGGCCUUGGUACUCAACAGCUUCACCUUGUGGAUUCACUGCUGCCAACCUCAAAGAAACGCCUCGAAAAGCUUCAUGAUCUACAUGAAGAACUUGACAGCAGCUGACUUUCUUCUCUGCCUCAGCCUGCCGCUUCGCAUCAUCCACUACGCAACCAGAUCUGUCACCAUCCACCUGCUCUACUGCAGCUUUGGAGCCUCCAUACUGUUCCUCAACAUGUACGCCAGCAUCCUGUUCAUGGGCUACAUCGCUUUGAACAGGUAUUUUAAGGUGGUCCAUCCUUUUGGAGCCUUCUUCCUGCUGACCAAACGAGCUGCAUGCAUCACCUGCUUGACCACAUGGGUCUUUCUCCUGACUCCGAUGACAGUGUACUCCACCGUGCUGCUAAAAUCCCGGAAACCUGACUGGUCUUGUGAAAAAAGCUGUGAGGACCUGCACAGCGAUUCCGUCAAACUGAUCUAUAGAACUUUUCACAUCGGUGCUUUCGUCAUCUUUCUGUUGGUGUCCUUCUCAAUGGUUUUCAGUUACUACAGUGCCUCCCGCAGGGUGUUGCAGGCUCAGCAGAGUCAGUCCGCCUCCUUCGGCUCCAGGAAGCUUCAGAGGUCCAGGAGGAAAAUGUUGGUUCUCAUCUGCAUCUUCUGCAUUUGCUUCGUUCCUUACCACCUGAUCCGACUCCUGUAUACGUUUCUGCACCAGCUGUACUCCUCGGAUCGGGUGUUUCAUUACCUCAUGGAGUUCACCACCAUUGUUUCAAUCCUUAAUGUCUGCCUGGAUCCGCUUGUUUACUUCAUCUUCUGCAAGGAUUUUCGGGUUCAUCUGAGGCUGAGGCUCAGAGUUGCCCAUCAGGAGGAGAAUGAGGCCAGGAGGAGCAACGAGGAGCAGCUAAGGAGCAUUAACCUCAACAAGGCCGUGACGCCCAGCACAACAUCACGGUCAACUGGUGAGGUUUAGCGUGUUAAAGACCAGAGGGUUCACACUCAGAAAACUGAUGGCAAACCCAUUAAAAUGUGUAUAAUUUUUAGCCUUGAAAAUGACCACAGCUUAAGCUUAUUAUGU